AUGCGAGAGCUAAUGCAAAAUGGACCAGUUGAAGUAGAUUUUGAAGUUGGAGCCCUACUUGGUGGACAUGCAGUGCGUUUACUUGGUUGGGGUGAAGAGAAUAAUGUACCCUACUGGUUAAUUGCUAAUUCAUGGAAUAGUGAUUGGGGGGAUAAUGGUUAUUUUAAAAUAGUUCGUGGUAAAAAUGAAUGUGGGAUUGAAAAUGAUGUCAAUGCUGGAAUACCGAAAACAAAAUACUAG
Messenger RNA from Schistosoma guineensis, 240 nucleotides. Lineage: Eukaryota; Metazoa; Platyhelminthes; Trematoda; Strigeidida; Schistosomatidae. The record is from the annotation of a GenBank genome assembly.